Messenger RNA from Colletotrichum lupini, 3435 nucleotides. RefSeq names its product tannase and feruloyl esterase. The coding region runs from base 1 to 3435 and encodes 1144 amino acids. Gene Ontology annotation, molecular function: DNA-binding transcription factor activity, RNA polymerase II-specific; zinc ion binding. The transcript is spliced from 10 exons. NCBI's taxonomy places the organism in Eukaryota, Fungi, Ascomycota, Sordariomycetes, Glomerellales, Glomerellaceae. Gene Ontology annotation, biological process: regulation of DNA-templated transcription. The record is from RefSeq and is a predicted model, not a curated record.
AUGCGGAAGUUCAACAGACUUGCCCCGGUUUAUGCCCCAGAGCGGAAACGCGCGGAAACAUGGGGCCCAUGCUCGAUGCCUCAAUUAUCGUAUUUGAUACGAGAAAAAGACGAACUCCGAUUGGCAGCGGGCAUUAUUGGCCCCUCCAAGGGACCAGCUGAACUCGGCGGGGAGCUUCGCCGAGGCAUGGAAGCUGUGAAACAACUGCAGCUGACGAGCGACGAAGUGACGGAUCCGACUUUUGUCAUGACAGAAUUGCUGCAUGCAACAACGUUACAACUAUUAAUUGAUCGUCUACUUGAUCUCGGGCAGUACCCUUGCAAGAUAGAUGUCGGAUUGGAAGUCCAAUUCGACCGCGGCAUACAGCCGACUGCGCAGGGGCCAAUUGGGGGCCCUAUUUACGAUUAUCCCGGAAUCACCCAACUAUUGUCCCUUGCUCCCGGAGGCCCCGGUUCCCAGGCUCCUCUCGGAGCUUUACAACCAAGGUUGGGGGCUUCCCGCACAAGCAUCCAUCCUAACCCAUGCGCUGCCACAACAUUCUCGGCGCCAUCGUUGCUAGGAGCAAAUUUUAUUUCCUUGGAAGCGUCUCUGGUCACAAACUUCAGCGGGCCUAUACCUGCAGAGUGGAGAUUCUCUCAGCCAGCUGUCGAGAUACAUAAUGCCUCCUUCUGCAAUAUCACCGUCUCUUACACUCACCCUGGCCAUAGUGAUGUUGUCAAUGUCGAGACCUGGCUUCCAACCGAGGACUGGAACGGAAGGCUUCAAGCUGUGGGAGGUGGGGGGUGGCGCGCUGGGAGAAUGCUUCUGAGUUAUACGACUAUGGCCGGCGCUAUCGCAGAUGGUUAUGCUACUGUAACCACGGAUUCUGGACUUGGGGACGCCAUGGGGCCGGACUCGUGGGCUCUGAUAAGUCCAGGUAACUCAAAUCUGUACGCAUUGCAGGAUCUUGGGUCACAGACCUUGUAUGACGAGGAACCUAAGGCAGUCAUCGCCAAGCACCUCAUUGAGAACUACUACGGCAGGGAGCCUUCAUAUUCGUACUGGAAUGGUUGUUCCCAAGGAGGUCGUCAGGGUGCGGCACUUGCCCAGAGGUACCCAUCGAUCUACGACGGAAUCAUCGCAGCAGCCCCGGCGAUCAACUGGGCCGGGGUCCUCAUCAACACCAUAUGGCCCAGGGUCUAUAUGAACGUCACUGAGCAGUAUCCUCACCCAUGCGAGCUGCAACAGCUCACUGCACUUGCUGUAUCUGCUUGCGAUGGGCUUGAUGGAGUUAAGGAUGGCCUUAUCGCCGACACAACUGCCUGCAAGACCAUAUUUGAUCCUCACGCCUACGUCGGAACAGAGUUCAACUGCCCAUUGACCGGGAAAUCGGCCAAUAUCAGCUACACGGCAGCCGCUGUAGCGGAUGCUAUGUGGACGGGCCCUUUUACGGCUGAAGGAGAGUCAACAUACCUGUAUGGUCUGGAAAUGGGCACCGAUCUAGUGUUUGGUGCUCAAACUAGCUGUACAGAAGAUGGGAAGUGUACUGGAGUUCCCAACGCCGCUGUCACAGUGUUGUUGGCCUACUUCAUCGGCAAAGAUCCCGCUAUCACUACUACAAAGAUAUCUUUCAAGGAAUUGGAGAGAGCAUACCACUCUUUCAGACAACAGUAUGAUGCUUACCUAGGGACUGAUGACCCAGACCUUUCAUCUUUCCGUAAUGCUGGAGGCAAGAUGAUCACUUUCCAUGGCUUGUACGGACUAACACAGCCUAAGGCCGAUCCGACUAUUCCGCCCAACAAUACAUUGAACUAUUAUAAGGACGUCUUGAAUCACCAAGAUGAUGCACAAGACUUCUAUAGAUAUUUCCCAGUCCCGGGACUGGGGCACUGCUGGGGCGGCCCUGGCGGCGGCCAGCCCAUCGCGUUAUUUGAUCAGUUGAGGUCUUGGGUCGAGAAUGGGACAGUUCCUGAAAGCUCUCCAGUGACCAUCACAAAGCCGGACAAUACUCAUGAGAGGCAGGUUAUCUGCCCGUACCCAAAGAAGGCAGUAUACAGCAAGACGACGGCUGGAGACCCGGCAGCGGGUGGUCUUCAAAAAUCGACCUUGGGCUCCAGCUUUCAGACUAUAAAGUGUCCUGCUGUACACUCCAUAUUACAAUUACGGCAGCUGGAUCUAGGAUAUAUCAACAGCGAUGAGCGAUCACAUAAGAAGUCCCGUAACGGGUGUAAAACCUGCAAGCGAAGAAGAAUCAAGUGUGAUGAAGCCAAACCCCAAUACCUCGUCCCAACUCAUGAUGUUAUCGUCGAGACCGUUUCUCAUGGAAAUUCGCGGAGAAGAGGGAGACCGCGGAAAGAUUGGGAUACGGCAUCCAAAGGGCUAAGCCCCCAAGAAUUCUUCGAAUCACCCGAUAGCCUAAGAUCCAGGUCAAUCGACACAGCUCUCGUAGUCACGCAGAGCGGGGAGCAGCAGGAACAAGUAGCCUCGGAUCUUCCUUGGAUAUGGACCGUAGAUGAUCUCGAGUUGCAGCACCACUUCUUAACGUCUGACGAUCUUACAUACUCAAAUUCGCGAUUCUGGCGGGAGAGAGUCCCCCGUCUUGCCUUCACGCACCAUUACGUCCUGCAUCUGCUUCUCGCAAUCUCCGCACUACACUUAUCCAAAGAGAAAGAGAACUCUACCGAGUCAUCUAAAUAUGAGCAGCUCGCAGAUGUUCACUACACCAUAGGCCUACGCCAAGUGAUGGCCAUCAUGCCAACAUCUAAUAAAGACUAUGCUGGAGCACUUUACAUAUCUACCACGCUUGUCUGUGCGUAUGCAUUCGCAAAGAAGCCUAGCCCAGAACACCUCUUGAUAGUCUCAGACGGAGAAGAAGUGGCAUGGUUCGAAUUACUUAGGGGUGUUCGAAUUGUUGUUACAACGAUGGGAUGGGAUGCCAUCUACUCUGGAGUUCUGGGUCCCCUCUCGGCUGCCGAUGACGAGAAGUCACUCCCAGAGCCAGGUCCCACGAGACGACUAGUCCAAUGGGGGCCUGCCUUAAGCAGUCUUACAGACUUGAUUACAUGCUCUGGCGAUCCAGAAACCCCCGUAUACUUGGAAAUGAUUCAACGGGUUUCGUCUUGCUUUGAGACAACUUUUGGUACAACUGCAAGGCCAAGGCUUGAUUGUAACGGCAAGAUGGAGGUCAUUAUCGGUUGCAUUUAUGGUAUCGAUGAUGAUUUCGUGCUUUGUCUAAAACACAAGAGGCCCUUUGCACUUCUCAUCCUGGCACACUUUGUUGUGUUGCUCAAGUCGCUCGAAUGGAUGUGGUACAUAAAGGGGUGGGCAAGCCACAUUCUUCAUGGCAUCGCACUCAUUUUAGGGCCUCAGUAUAGACAGUAUUUGCGAUGGCCAAGAGAAGAAAUCGAGAGGCUUGGCAAAGAUCGAGAUCAUCUCACUAAUGGAGAAUCGCCUUAA